Molecule: messenger RNA, 1059 nt
Organism: Fusarium oxysporum Fo47
Lineage: Eukaryota; Fungi; Ascomycota; Sordariomycetes; Hypocreales; Nectriaceae
Exons: 6
Coding region: 1-1059 (352 amino acids)
Cellular component (GO): membrane
Source: RefSeq, a predicted model, not a curated record
AUGGCCAGUUGCACUACAGCAGUACCAGGGAUGCACGGCUACGUGCCAUUCGACCCUAAUACCUGCAACUCCAACUAUCAUUUCUACCCAAGCUUCACUGGCAAUCUUGCCUUUGCCACAGUCUUCGGAUUGAGCACCAUUGCCCACUUGAUCGAAGCAAUCGCGUUUAGAAAGAAAUUCUGCUGGGUGGUCAUUAUGGGAGGGGCAUGGGAGACAGGUGCAUUCAUUGCCCGAGCACUCGGCUCCCGUGACCAACAAGAGGAACAGUUUGCCUUUUGGGGGCAACUUCUCUUCAUUUUGGCACCACUCUGGGUGAAUGCCUUUGUGUAUAUGACAGUCGCGCGAAUGGUACAUUUCGGGCUUGCCGACAAGCAAAUAUGGAAUAUCAAGGCGACCAAGCUGACCGUCCUCUUCGUUUGGAUCGAUGUCGUCUGCUUUCUCGUCCAAGCAGGCGGGGGUGGCAUGCUGUCAAAUAAAGACGAACCGAACAUUGCCAGAAUCGGUACAAAGAAUACAUCAGGUGCCUCGCUGCAACAAUGGCCGAAUGAAGGGUUUAACAUUGGUGAUGUUGGCGGUAUUACUUCUCAUCGUGGUAGGUUUGAAGACUCAGAGAUUUUGAACGAACUCAUGGCACGACAAGUCACGGCUAACUUCAGAGUAUUACAGGUUCGAACCAUUUAUCGCUUGAUUGAAUUCGGACCGGGCCUCAAUGGAGACAACCCCUUACUAACGAAGGAAAUCUAUCCUUUCGCCCUCGAUGCAUUUCCGAUGAGCUUGGCGCUGAUAAUGCUCAAUGCCAUGCAUCCUGGCCUCGUUCUACGUGGGAAGGAUAGCGAAUUUCCCUCUCUCGGCCGAGCGGAAAGAACAGCUGUACGAAGGCAGAAAAAGAAGGAACGCCAACAAUCAAGGACUACUAACAGUACUCGUAAAAAAAAUAGUCUCUGGCGCUUGAUGUUUGUUCUGCUGCAUAGCCAUCGCAUGGAUAUCUACCCCGGCUUUAGAACUUCUGGUGACAAGGGUGAAACGGGAAACAAGGGCCACCCUGGAGGUUCGUCGUAA